GAUCCUGCUGUAGUUUCUCUGAGACGCUUCGCUCGUUCAUUUCCGUGAUUCUUCUUCAAUUUUCUCGGCUACUUUUAGAUUUCUAAAGCUGUUUAUUUGCCACAGAUUUGGGAGACUUAAACGCGUGUCAUGGCCGAAAUAGCUAAGGGGGUCAACGCCGGAAAACUGGCUAGUAAUGUACAGAAGAGGAUAAACCGGGCACAAGAGAAGAUGAUGCAGAAGCUGGGAAAGGCUGAUGAGACCAAAGACAUGGCAUUUGAGGAAGUUGUGGCUAACUUUAAUAAGCAGAUGACUGAAGGCACAAAACUGCAGAGAAACCUGAAGGCAUAUGUGGAAGCAAUUAAAAUAAUGCAUGAGUGUUCCAAGGGUCUUCAAGACUGUCUAGCAGACAUGUAUGAGCCAGACUGGUUUGGGAAGGAGGAGGUGGACUCCACCACAGAGGACAAAGAUAUCCUUUGGGAAGAUUUCUAUCAAAAGCUUAUGGACAGUGUUCUUAUUUCUAUGGAUACUUACAUGGCUCAGUUUCCUGACAUUAAGGCACGCAUUGCUAAGCGAGACAGAAAACUGGUAGACUUUGAUAGUGCCCGACAUCACUUUGCCUCUACACAGAAAAGCAAGAAAAAGGAUGAGGCAAAAAUUGCUAAGGCUGAGGAAGAUUUAGGAAGAGCUCAAAAAGUGUUUGAAGAGAUCAAUUAUGAACUUCAGGAGGAGCUUCCAUCUUUGUGGAACAGUCGUGCUGGUUUCUAUGUGACAACCUUUCAGAGUAUAGCUGGAUUGGAGGAGAAGUUUUACAGAGAGAUGGGGAAACUAAAUCAGAACAUGUGCGUUAUUAUGACCAAACUAGAGGAACAACGACAGGCCAAUGAAGUUGCAGCCAGCCACAGUACCACACUGGAGUCUGGGACAUACACAUCUACUCCAGCAUCUAAGACAGAAACAACUCCUACCUGCCAGUCAAAUGCAGCCACUGUUGUGACAAACGGCUCAUCGAAUGCUGAACUUCCAGCCGGUGUAAUAUUUAAGGUGAAAGCAGUACACGACUAUGCAGCCACAGACAAUGAUGAGCUGGACCUCAAAGCUGGGGACAUUGUGCUUGUGAUGCCCUUUGCCAACCCCGAUGAUCAGGAUGAAGGUUGGCUGCUUGGUGUUAAGGAAUCACACUGGCUUCAGAAUAAGAACCUUACCCCUAAAGGAGUGUUCCCUGAAAACUUUACACAGAGAUUGUGAUUUUAUUUUAUUUUUUGCAUCAUCUCCUUUACCACUAUUAUAGCCACUUUUUGUUUUUACUGCAACAAAUGUUGUAUUGUAGUUUUAAAUACACUGGACUUAAUGGUUUCAUGGUUUAAAGUGAAUUGCACUACAAAGGGAAAAGUAUUAUGCUCUUAACAUCUCAUUUUCACUUAUCCUUGAGGAAAACAUCUAUUACACCCUUGAACAUGAUAUUUCUGUAAAGUAAUGCUUGGUGGCUAUAUUUUAACAUUUUUAAUAAUAAAUAUUUAUUAUACAUAUGUAUAGUAAAUAUCAGUCUGUACU
This is a messenger RNA of Trichomycterus rosablanca, 1533 nucleotides long. RefSeq names its product bridging integrator 1b (gene bin1b). The transcript has 14 exons. The coding region runs from base 130 to 1227 and encodes 365 amino acids. Gene Ontology annotation, molecular function: phospholipid binding; tau protein binding. Gene Ontology annotation, cellular component: plasma membrane; cytoplasm; synaptic vesicle. The record is from RefSeq and is a predicted model, not a curated record. Lineage: Eukaryota; Metazoa; Chordata; Actinopteri; Siluriformes; Trichomycteridae.